Messenger RNA from Musa acuminata AAA Group (dessert banana), 1654 nucleotides. RefSeq names its product serine carboxypeptidase-like 50. NCBI's taxonomy places the organism in Eukaryota, Viridiplantae, Streptophyta, Magnoliopsida, Zingiberales, Musaceae. The record is from RefSeq and is a predicted model, not a curated record. The transcript has a single exon. Gene Ontology annotation, molecular function: serine-type carboxypeptidase activity. Gene Ontology annotation, biological process: proteolysis. Bases 69 to 1388 code for a protein of 439 amino acids.
UGCUCUCUUUCUCCUACUCCCAUUAUUUAUUUGCCCGCCACACCGGAGGUCUCUCAGCUCUCAUCCUCAUGGAGACCUUUGUCCUCCUCCUCUUCCUCUCGCCGUUCUCCUUCUUCGCGGCUCCCACCACCUCUUCUCAUCUCUUCCCCAAAGAAGCCCGCCCAACCAGAUCCGGCUACCUCCCAAUCGGCCCCGCGGCGGCCGCCAACACUUCGUCGGCGGCGAGUCUCUUCUUCGCCUUCUACGAGGCCCAGCAGCCGAUCUCCCCUCUACCGCAGACCCCGCUCCUCAUCUGGCUCCAGGGCGGCCCCGGCUGCUCCUCCAUGCUCGGCAACCUCUUUGAGCUCGGCCCCUAUCUCGUCUCUCCCGACUCCCUCACCCUCCGCCGGAACCCCGACACCUGGAACCAUCGCUUCGGCCUCCUCUUCAUCGAUAACCCCCUUGGCACUGGCUUCAGCGUCGCCCCCUCCCCCGUCGAUGUCCCCCGCAACCAGACCGCCGUCGCUGCCCACCUCAUCUCCGCCCUCCGCCACUUCCUCGCCUUCGAUCGCUCCUUCCACCGCCGGCCCCUCUACAUCACCGGCGAGAGCUACGCCGGAAAGUACGUCCCCUCCGCUGGGUAUUACAUCCUGCGGCAGAACGCGCGGCUGCCGCCGCACCGCCGGAUCAACCUCCGCGGCGUCGCGAUCGGCAACGGGCUCACGCACCCCGUCACCCAGGUCGGCACCCACGCCGUCUCCGCGUACUUCACCGGCCUGAUCAACGAGCGGCAGAGAGCGCGGCUCGUGGAGCUGCAGGACGAGGCCAUAAGGCUGACGCUGGCGGCCAAUUGGUCGGCGGCUUCGGACGCGAGGGGCAAGGCCUUGGAGUGGCUGGAGAACGCCACGGGCCUCGCGACGCUGUACGACCUGACCAAGAAGAAGCCGUACGACUCAGGCAUGUUGGACGUGUUCCUGAACAAGGAGGAGGUGAAGGCGGCGCUGGGCGUGGCCAAGGAGGUGGUGUGGGAGGUGUGCAGCGAGGUGGUCGGAGAGGCCCUUCACGCUGACGUGAUGAAGAGCACCAAGUUCAUGGUGGAGGAGCUGGUGAGGCGGAGCAGGGUGCUGCUGUACCAGGGGGUGUACGACCUCAGGGAUGGCGUGGUGUCAACGGAAGCCUGGAUCAAGGAGAUGAAGUGGGAAGGGCUGGGAAGCUUCAUGAAGGCUAAGAGGGAGGUGUGGAAACUGGACGGCGAGCUCGUCGGGUACGUCCAGCGCUGGGGGAGCUUGAGCCAUGUCGUCGUCUACGGUGCCGGCCAUCUUGUGCCUGCGGACCAAGGGAAGUCAGCCCAGGCGAUGAUCGAGGACUGGGUCAUGGAGAAGGGCUUGUUUGGGGGUGCCGGUGCUUGAAGCUUCAGCGAUCAUUUAUGGUGUUUUGGCUCUCUCUGCCACAGUCUUCCAAGGGCCUCAUUAAUUGUUGUUGCUACUGUAUCAUUUCAACCGCAAACAAUGAUUAUUGAUAAAAUAAUAGAAGAUAAAAAUAAUUAUUAAAACAAUUAUUAAAAAAAUAAAAAAAAAUUAAAUAUAUUAAUAAAAAAAAUUUAAUAGAAUAAUUUUCCUCAACGGAAUGGAGGAUUUUCUUUGAUGGAAUAGAAAGAUUUUUUUAUAUAGUUAAA